ACAUUGCUUCCCUCCAAGAAAUAACACAUAUACGUAUAAAUGCGUACAACGGCUUUCAGAUCCUUCCCCGGCGUGAAUGUAUUUUAUUUACUAUCGAAGAACCUCCCUUCAACGAGGGUUGGCUAGGAUUCCAAACCCUUCGUUAUUGCACCCUUCUGUGAGGUCAUGUACCUUGAUAUCUAUGUACGUGGCCAAAAACAGGUAGAAAAGAAGAUUUAAGGGUUUCCUUAUGAGAAGUUCUCAGUCACUUCCUGACUGUUUUGGUUUCAACACCGUUGGGAAUUUGUGAUAAAGCUUGAAAUUUGGUUAAAAUCAUUUUUGGAAAUCUUUAGAAUAAUCUUAAUUACAGAAGAAAAGUGUCUACGAAUUAGUCUUGAAAGUUUUACGUGUAAGGCGAGUACACCCCACCUUUGACGCAUUUGGUUUACGGAAUUGUCUUGCACACUCUUGGAAAAUGGUUUCUUUCACGACUGCAAACCGACAUGGCUACAGUGUUCGAUAUUCACCUUUUGAUCCGGAUAUCUUGGUCGUGGCUUCCAGUCAAUAUUAUGGAUUAUGUGGUGCAGGCACACUUCACCUUUUAGAGCUCGCAGAGGAUGACCUACACGAAAUAGGACAAGUGCAGUGGAACGAUGGCCUGUUUGAUGUUGUAUGGUCACCUAACACCGAAGACGUGGUUGCAACUUCCUCUGGCGACGGAUCCCUUCAACUCUGGAAUUUCCGCAGUUUGGAAACCGGAUCCCCCACUGCAUACAUUCCUGCACACAGCGCCGAAAUCUAUAGUGUUGACUGGGGCAAUUCCUUAUCAGGGAGCAAACUACUCACUGGAAGUUGGGACCGAACCAUUAAAACUUGGGAUCCAACUUACCUCAAAUUAAUCUCUUCCUUUUCAGCGCAUAGUGACGUGGUUUUUACCGCGAACUAUUCUAAUUCAAUUUCAAAUGUUUUUUCCAGUGUAGGGGCUGAUGGAUCUUUAAUAAUUUGGGAUGCAUCAUCGUCUAAACCUUUACAGAAAGUGGCAGCACACGAUGGCGAAGCAUUGACUUGCACCUGGAAUCAAUUUAAUUCGAACGUGCUUGCCACAGGUGGCUCAGAUGGUCUAAUCCGUGGUUGGGAUCUUCGAAAUUUAACGAGAAAUGUGUUCGAAUUAUAUGGGUGUGAGUUUGCGGUGCGGCGAAUUCGUUUCUCACCUCAUUUCGAAAGUGUUCUUGUCUCAGCUGGAUAUGAUUUCUGCACAAGGAUUUGGGAUUACCAAGUGCAGUUCGAGCCGUUGGAAAGUUUUACUCAACAUUCAGAGUUUGUAUAUGGGGUGGACUGGAAUCCGAGCAAAUCUGGUCAAGUGGCUGAUUGCGGGUGGGACUCUUUGGUGAACGUUUUUACACCAAAGUGUUUAGAGAAUGUUUAA
This is a messenger RNA of Hermetia illucens (black soldier fly), 1405 nucleotides long. RefSeq names its product peroxisomal targeting signal 2 receptor (gene Pex7). Gene Ontology annotation, biological process: protein import into peroxisome matrix. NCBI's taxonomy places the organism in Eukaryota, Metazoa, Arthropoda, Insecta, Diptera, Stratiomyidae. Gene Ontology annotation, cellular component: cytosol; peroxisomal matrix. The coding region runs from base 455 to 1405 and encodes 316 amino acids. Gene Ontology annotation, molecular function: protein binding. The transcript is spliced from 5 exons. The record is from RefSeq and is a predicted model, not a curated record.